This is a messenger RNA of Gossypium arboreum, 1943 nucleotides long. RefSeq lists its product as uncharacterized. The transcript is spliced from 10 exons. NCBI's taxonomy places the organism in Eukaryota, Viridiplantae, Streptophyta, Magnoliopsida, Malvales, Malvaceae. The record is from RefSeq and is a predicted model, not a curated record. Bases 619 to 1512 code for a protein of 297 amino acids.
GUUCAAUUCCAAUAUCAGCAAACAUCAAUUUAUGAGUUUAAUAAUAUACUUCAAAAAAAAAUUUUAAAUUUACUUUGUCAACACCAGAAAAACCCCCCAUCAUCUUUUUGUUUCCCUUUUACUUCCCUUCUUUUGCUUUGUUUUGCAAAGCUUUGCUUCCCAUUGGGUGGAGCCAUGGAAGCAGGUCUAAGUUAAUCUCUUGUUCUCUUUUGAAGGAAAUGGAGAUAGUAAGCAAAGCUAAGGAACCCCCCCCCUCUCCCCCCCCCCCCCCACAGACACACACCAAAAAGCAAAGUAAGUAGCAGGAAAACAGCAGCAAUUUAUAUUGAAACAGAAAAAGGCAAAACCAAUUAGGGAUUCUAGAAAAGUUGCCCUCCACAAGAUUCAAUAUCGGGGUUGAAUUUCGGAGAUUAUAUGACAUUUUUGUUACUGUUUUUGGUAUUGUUCUCCUUAUGCAACGGUAAGUUUUUGAGCAGCUGAAAUGAAGAAUUUUUUUUUUGAUGUGCGAGCAUGAGAUAAUGAGGUGGAAGUAAGGAAGUUUUUUUAUAUUUGAAUUUGGUCUGAGUUUAUGGGUAAAGUGGAUUUUGAGUGAAAUCGGCUGAGGAAGAAAGAAAAAAAAUGAAAACAGAAUCGAACACUGGGUUUUAUUAUCAUGGAGAUGGUUUAGGUUCUAUCUUGAAUCGGCACGGUAUAUCUUUCCAAUCAGCUGGUAUUGAUAGUAGUUCAGAGAUGAUUCCGAUGAGUGGUUACUUUGCAUCACUGCCGACGAUCUUGCCUGGCAAUUCCAGUGCUAUUACAAGCUCCCCUGCCUUAAUCCAACCUGGAAAUUCUUCUGGAUCUUCCCUGCUUCUUGAUUCGAUUUCAGGGCAGAAGCAUGAGGCAGGGUUUGCUGUCGAGUGGUCUAUUGACGAACAGUAUAUAUUGGAGGACAGCCUUGAAAAGUAUAAAGAUGAACCAAGUAUUAUGAAGUACAUAAAGAUUGCAGCUACCUUGCCUGAUAAAACUGUACGUGAUGUUGCAUUGAGGUGUAGGUGGAUGCAAAGAAAGCGAAGGAAACGUGAAGAACUUAAUGCGGGAAAAAAGGUGAACAGUAGGAAGGUUAAGCUUGUGGAAUCAUCUUCAAAGGUGAAUAUGCCUUCAGCUCUGCCACAAAACAUGGCUGGAUAUCCUCUCAUGAUGCACCAUCUCGACCAGUAUGGAAGAAUGUCUUCUGAAGGUUUGUAUUUAAUACCACCAGCUAGAGGAAUAAAUGGUACAGUUAUACAUCUGUUGAAGCAAAAUUCUCAAGCUUUUAGUCAAAUCACGUCCAACCUUUCUGCAUUCAAGUUACGGGAUAAUAUUGAUCUCUUCUGUCACACAAGGAACAAUAUUACUGCCAUUCUAAAUGACAUGAGAGACAUGCCAGGUUUAAUGAGCCGGAUGCCUCCAUUGCCUGUAUCCAUUAAUGAUGAUUUAGCGAUUAGCAUCUUGCCUGGUGCAACUCAGGAAACUAGUUGCCCCACUAGGCAAUAGGCGGUCUGCAGAUGUUUUAACAAUUGGUUUUUAGCUCACCAAGCGGGAUCCAUCUCAAGCCAAGCCAAGAUACUUAAAGGGAAUUGUUGAGAUUGAGGUUGGGUAUAUAUAUAUCUGAUCUAUGUAAAUUACAAACAAUUUUCUAGUUGUAAAUCCAUAAGAAGCUUGUAGGUUAUGCUCUUGUUCCUCGUGUACAAAACAUUCUUCACACAUUGGGUGCCACAAUGGAAAAUUUGUGAAGACCCCAUUUUUGGAACCCAAAAUUUUCACCCGCUUAUGUCAAACCCAGGCGCCAGAUAAUGAGAACCCAGAUGCUUAUAAUCUUCUAACAGAUUCAUCUGGAUUUUGCAUUUGAAGCUUCAUGUGUAAUUUUUUUAGAACUUGCUACAUCUUGUUUCAGUAUAAGACAAAUUAGAAUGCCUGAUGUCAAA